Messenger RNA from Dioszegia hungarica, 930 nucleotides. Its product is annotated as ubiquitin-conjugating enzyme/RWD-like protein. Lineage: Eukaryota; Fungi; Basidiomycota; Tremellomycetes; Tremellales; Bulleribasidiaceae. Gene Ontology annotation, biological process: protein polyubiquitination; ubiquitin-dependent protein catabolic process. Gene Ontology annotation, molecular function: ubiquitin conjugating enzyme activity. Gene Ontology annotation, cellular component: nucleus. The transcript is spliced from 6 exons. Bases 1 to 930 code for a protein of 309 amino acids. The record is from RefSeq and is a predicted model, not a curated record.
AUGCCUCCCAGUAAUGCCACAGCAAGCAAGCGGAUAAAGAAGGAGAUAGCAGACCUCGCCAAGGAGUCUCUGGGCGAUAUCACUCUCACACCCAAUGAGUCGAAUAUAUUCAUGUGGCGCGCAACCCUUCCUGGGCCUCAGGGAUCGCCAUAUGAGGGCGGAAUAUUCGAGGUGGAUAUCCGGAUACCAGAGAACUACCCGUUCGCGCCGCCUCAAAUACAGUUCGUCACCAAGGUGUACCACUGCAACGUCAAUGCUCACGGGGGAAUCUGUCUUGACCUGUUGAAGAAUGCCUGGUCCCCCGCUUUAUCCCUCUACAAGGUCAUCCUCUCCCUCUCGUCCCUUCUGACCGACCCAAACCCCGCCGACCCGCUCGUCCCCCAGAUAGCGCAGGAAUUGCGGCGGAACAAGAAGAAGCACGAUGAUACCGCUCGAGAAUGGGUCAGAUUGUAUGCCAAGCCAGCGAAACCCGUCACUGCGCCCGCCGCCCCAAAACAAACUCCAUUUGAACGCGCCGCCUCAUCCCGUACAGCUCUCUCGGCCAAUUCUUCCCGCGCCCGUAAUGGUAACUCCGUCUCGUCCGUCUCUCCCGUACCACCUCCCGCCCAGAUCGCUGGUACGCGCCGCACCCAUUCUCAGGCGAACGGAACGGCCCCCGCGGCGGGCUCGAGCGGGUCCAAUACGUCUCAUGCUAUUAUCCUGGCGGAUGAUUCCGAUGAUGAGGGAAUCGAGGCGCUUUCGGAUGCGGGCUCGGAUAUCGAGGUGCUGGGUACGGGCGGCGGGUCUAGGGCGAGUGGGAAUGGGCAUCGGAAGGCGAACGGCGGGAGGGAGGGGCAUAGGGCCAAGAAGGCGAGGGGUGAUGAAGGGGGAGCGGGGUCAGGGAGGGGUGGCGCAGGUGGGGGCGACGAUGUGAUUGUGGUGGAUGACUGA